This is a messenger RNA of Ananas comosus (pineapple), 3205 nucleotides long. RefSeq names its product alpha-glucan phosphorylase, H isozyme. Lineage: Eukaryota; Viridiplantae; Streptophyta; Magnoliopsida; Poales; Bromeliaceae. Bases 407 to 2941 code for a protein of 844 amino acids. Gene Ontology annotation, biological process: glycogen catabolic process. Gene Ontology annotation, molecular function: glycogen phosphorylase activity; pyridoxal phosphate binding. Gene Ontology annotation, cellular component: cytoplasm. The transcript is spliced from 16 exons. The record is from RefSeq and is a predicted model, not a curated record.
UUUUCGGCUUUUCCCGACCGUGAUAUUUCUCCGUCCAUACUUCGUCAGCUUCCCCGUGAAAGCAUUCGUUCCCGCUCCGCUUUCUUAUACACCCCCCCUUCUUACCCUCUCCCACACAAUGAAUAUGCUCUCGCUCUUCUUGCACGCCGCUUAAUAAAAUAUAAUCUUCGAGCGCCCAUACCUCCUCUCUGUUCCGUUGCUGCUUUUUUAUCACUCCCCUCGGAUCUCUCGCUUUUGGUCACGUGUUCACCUGAUUCGCCGUAUCUCGUGACACUCCCAGUAAAAUUAUAAAGGCGAAAAGGGUUUCCAAAUGGUGGUUUAGUUCACAUUCGCUCCUGAGAUCUCCUCCGCUUCUCUCGAUCUAUUUCGCCGUUACUAUCAUUGACAUCUUGGAGGAGCAUAAUCCAUGGCGGCUGCAGAUGAAAGAAAUGGUACAACCAAGUACAACAGUUCUAAAGUUCAACCGGUUGCACACCCUUUAGCAGAGGAAUCAUCAGAAAUUGCAUCUAAUAUUGCCUACCAUGCGAUCUAUACUCCUCAUUUCUCCCCUCUCAAGUUCGAUCCUGAGCAAGCCUUUUAUGCCACGGCAGAGAGCGUUCGAGACUACCUUAUUCAGAGGUGGAACGAGACGUAUCUCCACUUCCAUAAAGUUGACCCUAAGCAGACAUACUACUUGUCAAUGGAAUAUUUACAAGGGCGGGCUCUUACCAAUGCUAUUGGAAACCUCGGCAUUACAGAUGCAUAUGCUGAUGCUUUGAAGAAAUUCGGUCACGAACUCGAGGAAAUUGUGGAGCAGGAGAAAGAUGCGGCUUUGGGAAAUGGAGGCUUGGGUAGACUUGCAUCAUGCUUUUUGGAUUCAAUGGCAACAUUAAAUUUGCCUGCUUGGGGUUACGGCCUACGCUACAGGUAUGGUUUGUUCAAACAGCGCAUCUCCAAAGAGGGUCAAGAGGAAGUUGCUGAAGAUUGGCUUGAGAAGUUCAGUCCAUGGGAGAUUGUCAGGCAUGACAAAGUGUAUCCUAUAAGAUUCUUUGGCCAUGUUGAGGUCUCUCCCACUGGAUGUCGAAAUUGGGCUGGAGGAGAAAUAAUUCAGGCGCUGGCAUAUGAUGUACCAAUUCCUGGUUACAAAACAAAGAAUACUAUCAGUCUUCGCCUUUGGGAAGCAAAAGCUAGUGCUGAAGAUUUCAAUUUAUUUCAGUUUAAUGAUGGACAAUAUGAAUCUGCUGGUCAAUUGCACUCUAAAGCUCAGCAGAUAUGUGCAGUACUGUAUCCUGGUGAUGCUACAGAAAAUGGAAAGAUUCUUCGAUUAAAGCAGCAGUUUUUCCUCUGCAGCGCAUCAAUGCAGGACAUUAUUGCAAGGUUUAAGGAGAGGAGAGAUGGUAAAGGUGCAUUGCAGUGGACUGAAUUCCCCAGCAAGGUUGCUGUUCAACUUAAUGACACCCACCCAACUCUUGCAAUCCCGGAACUGAUGCGAUUACUGAUGGAUGAUGAGGGGCUUGGAUGGGAUGAAGCUUGGGAUGUGACAACAAGGACUAUUGCUUAUACCAAUCAUACAGUUCUCCCUGAAGCACUUGAGAAGUGGCCACAAGAUAUAAUGCGGAAACUUCUUCCACGUCAUAUGGAAAUUGUAGAAGAAAUUGAUAAACGGUUUAGGGAAAUGAUAUGCUCCAGCCGAAAAGACAUGGAGGGAAAGCUCCCUAAAAUUAGAAUCCUUGAUGACUCAAAUCCCCAGAAGCCUGUGGUGCGCAUGGCAAAUUUGUGCGUAGCAUCUUCUCAUACGGUUAAUGGAGUGGCGCAGUUGCACAGUGAUAUCUUGAAAUCAGAGUUAUUUGCAGAUUAUGUCUCUAUAUGGCCACAGAAAUUUCAGAAUAAAACUAAUGGCAUUACCCCUCGUCGAUGGCUCAGUUUCUGCAGCCCUGAGUUGAGCAACAUAAUCACCAAAUGGCUUAAAACUGAUGGGUGGGUCACUAAUCUCGACCUCCUCACUGGGCUUCGUCAAUUUGCUGGCAAUGAAGAACUUCACUCUGAAUGGGCUUUAGCAAAGAUGGCUAACAAACGUCGCCUGGCCCAAUAUGUAUUGCAAAUGACAGGUGUAACCAUUGACCCAAAUAGCCUCUUUGAUAUACAAGUCAAGCGCAUUCAUGAAUACAAGAGACAACUGCUGAACAUUUUGGGAGUUGUGUACAGAUACAAGAAAUUAAAGGAAAUGAACACAGAGGAGAGGCAGAAAAUAGUACCACGCACUGUAAUGAUCGGUGGAAAAGCAUUUGCUACAUAUACCAAUGCUAAAAGAAUAGUCAAGUUGGUGAAUGAUGUUGGUGCUGUUGUCAACAGUGACCCUGAAGUCAACAACUACUUGAAGGUUGUCUUCAUUCCGAACUAUAAUGUAUCUGUGGCUGAAAUGCUCAUUCCUGGUAGCGAGCUAUCGCAGCACAUAAGUACGGCAGGCAUGGAGGCAAGUGGGACUAGUAAUAUGAAAUUCUCUCUUAAUGGCUGUCUUAUAAUUGGCACUUUAGAUGGAGCAAAUGUUGAAAUUAGAGAAGAGAUUGGAGAGGAGAAUUUCUUCCUUUUUGGUGCCAAAGCAGAUGAAGUUCCAUCGCUGCGUACGGAGAGGGAAAAUGGACUGUUCAAACCAGAUCCACGUUUUGAAGAAGCUAAGCAGUUUAUAAGGAGCGGCGCAUUUGGCAGUUAUGACUACAACCCUCUUUUGGAUUCACUGGAAGGAAAUUCUGGCUAUGGGCGUGGUGAUUAUUUCCUCGUUGGUCAUGACUUCCCAAGCUAUAUAGAAGCACAGUCGAAGGUGGAUGAAGCAUACAAGGACAAAAAGAGAUGGUUGAAGAUGUCUAUCUUAAGCACUGCAGGAAGUGGCAAAUUCAGCAGCGACCGAACUAUCUCCCAGUAUGCCAAAGAGAUAUGGGAUAUAGAAGCCUGCCCAGUUCCAUAGCUCUCCGAAGUUGACGGCAAGUUAUUGUUUUUGCACUCAAAUUCAUCAGCGACUAGAACAGGCGGUGUAAUGCCAUGAAUAAAAGUCCUGCUUUUGUUAAUUGUAUGUUGGAGAAUAAUGAAACAAUCUGAAGAACCUCUCUUAAUUAGUAUUUCCACAUAAAUUUUGGUUCUGCUACGUUCUCCUUGACGUGCAGGUCAAGCGUUGCUGCUGCUGCUGAACUAUGUAUUAACAAGUAAGCAUAAACUAUGUAUUUCUUAUCAA